Messenger RNA from Cloeon dipterum, 1044 nucleotides. RefSeq lists its product as uncharacterized. The record is from RefSeq and is a predicted model, not a curated record. The transcript has 6 exons. Lineage: Eukaryota; Metazoa; Arthropoda; Insecta; Ephemeroptera; Baetidae. Bases 142 to 945 code for a protein of 267 amino acids.
GAAAGCACUGGAAACAGUAUAGUGGGGGGAGAGGUGAAUGACCUCUGGAUCCUCCAGACACUGUGUCGCCGGUCUCCAGUCUCACGCAGAAAACUGAUUACACAACCCCCUUGUCUAGAGUCUUGAGCAGCAGGUACGAAGAUGGAAGAAUUAACAAAUCGCGGCAUGAGUGUUGCGCCUGUUGGCGCGGGAGCUACAAUCUUCAUGGACAAUUUGGACCCAGAUUUUAUCACAGAACUCUUGAGCCAGCCUAUUUACGUCGUCUCCUCGCAGCCAGACGAAAAGCAGGAGCAACAGUUGGCAUCCAGUGGUGAUACCCAAAUCGCCGUCGACGCCAUUCCCGAUGUGGACGAAUUUGUCGUGCGGAAAAAGAGCAGCCCCAAGGGCGCCAAGAAAGCUCACAAGAGAGUGUUUGUGAACAAGAAGAAAACUAGCAGAACAGCGCGGCGGGCGAGCUCGGCUAGUUCUUCGUUGAGUGACGACUCAAUGCUCAACUCAAGUUCACCGUCGCCGCAGAGCGUUCAAAAAAAGAGUGCCAUUUCCUCUGAUGAACGUCUGAAGAACACUACCGUCUGUCGCUUCCAGUGCAAAGUGUGCGGCUUGACGCGCUUCUUGGUGCUGCGUGGCCUUCUACCCCAACGAGUGUGCGAGUGCUCCUCUUCGGCAGUCUUCGUGCCUUGCUGGGUUCGAACCGGGUCCUCCAGCAGCGGCGGCGGCCUCGGCCGAGAGUGCGUGCACUGCCCUCGCUGCUCUCACUUCUACUCCAGCAGCUCGCACCUCCGCAGACACAAAUGCGUCAAACAGCACCGUGCCCAGCAGACCGAGGCAAUUGGACUGACAGGAGUUUUCGAGAUGCCCUGCUGCCCGCAUUGCAACGAGUGCUUCAUCUUCGACAGCCAGCUCGCCACCCACAAGAGACGGGAGCACCGCGGCGAAACUCAAUAAUUCCCAUUCCGCAUUCACGCAGUCUCCGAUCCAUUGUUGGAGCUCGCUCGUCUGUGCUAAUGUUCAAAAUGUGGAAAUACACACAAAUACAAACAUUGA